Messenger RNA from Aspergillus wentii DTO 134E9, 685 nucleotides. RefSeq names its product cysteine hydrolase. NCBI's taxonomy places the organism in Eukaryota, Fungi, Ascomycota, Eurotiomycetes, Eurotiales, Aspergillaceae. The record is from RefSeq and is a predicted model, not a curated record. Bases 29 to 685 code for a protein of 218 amino acids. The transcript has 4 exons.
CUCAGAUAUUCACUUUUUCAGAUUCACCAUGUUUCGACUAUUUAUUCUUCUAGGCUUAAUUGCUACUGCAGCAUGCAACAUCCCCCUGAGCCACUCUCCACACUUUGGCGAACACUAUGCAGUGCUCAACCUGGACCUGAUUGACGUGUUGGUCUCGUCCGUCGAGCAUACCGAACCCGGUAAAAAGUGGAUUUCCAAUGUGGAAAAAUGGAUUAGUGUAGUACACAAACAAGAACCACCCCCAUUAAGCAUCUACACCCGCAUCUACUACUCCAACUCUCUCCGCCCAGAAGUAUCGGAAGACAUUCCCUUCUGGCACUUCGCGUCUGCAUUUGGGAAUUUGACUGCCGACAGUCCGGAGAGUCAGGUGUAUUCGGCCUUUGAGCCGUUGGAGGAGGACGUGGUGUUGAGGAAGUCGAGGUAUUAUGCGGGUGAUGGCAAUUCGCUCGAGGAGAUCUUGAGGACGCAGAAGGUGGAUACUGUUAUACUGUCCGGGAUACGAACGUCUGGCGUUGUUCUCAGCACUGCGUAUCGGUUGUUUGAUUUGGAUUAUAACGUAUACGUGAUAUCCGACAAUACGAUCGAACCAAAAGACUCUGAAAUCAACGACUUUAUCCUGGAGAAGAUUCUGCCCAAAAUGCCUGUCAAAGUCAUUUCCCUCAACCAGGCCAUUAAUGCUCUUUAA